This is a messenger RNA of Photinus pyralis (common eastern firefly), 2466 nucleotides long. Its product is annotated as Bardet-Biedl syndrome 7 protein homolog. The transcript is spliced from 14 exons. Gene Ontology annotation, biological process: intracellular transport; cilium assembly; intracellular protein localization. Gene Ontology annotation, cellular component: axoneme; membrane; neuron projection. The record is from RefSeq and is a predicted model, not a curated record. Gene Ontology annotation, molecular function: protein binding. NCBI's taxonomy places the organism in Eukaryota, Metazoa, Arthropoda, Insecta, Coleoptera, Lampyridae. Bases 160 to 2331 code for a protein of 723 amino acids.
UUUGCGCAGAUUGUAAAACAUUUGACAUUUAACAUUGUGCCAUCUUCCUUCAAACAAAGGAGAAACAGAAACUGACAUGAAAUUAUCCUUGCCAAUCGAAAAUGACCACCUGUUUGAAAGCAGUUUGUUUGUGUCAAAAUUGCUAAGUGUUAAUCUAAAAUGGAGCUAGAAUUACAUCGUGUGGAUUACAACAUAGUAGGAAUCACUUCAAAGUCAUGCAUGAAAUUGUUACCACACACAAAAACCGGAGAGCAACAAAAGGUGGUAAUAGCAGAUAAUGAAGGAAUUUUACAAGUGUUCUCGGUAAAAAAAGAGGAUAUCCAAUUACAAUUUAAAACACUUCCUGGUCACAAAAUUACAUCGGUGCAAUUAAGUGGAGAACCUGGUACAGUGUGCGAUAAAAUUUUCGCAUCUUCAGAAAAUGAGGUUCGUGGGUUUACAAGGAAAGGAAAAUUGUUUCUAAGCUUCGACUCAAAUAUGACCGAGCCAAUUACAUCGAUGUAUGUCCUUGGAAAUGACCUGUUUCUGUGUGGCAAACACACGUAUAAUCACUACAAAGACUGUAAAGAUAUUGGUUCAUAUUUAUGUGGAGAUUGCAUUGUCGAUGUAAUUGCGUUACACACGAAUAAAUCUCACAGGCUAGUUGCAUUGAUAGCUUGCGAAGGAAGAAUGAUACGUGCGUUGGAGCACGCAAGGGUUACCUUAAGUAUGGAAGUAGAAAGUUCGCCCACAGUUUUGCACGUUUAUGACGAUAACGACAUCAGAUCGGUUCUCUUUGGUACAAUAGAUGGACGAAUUGGACUGCUGGACAUUGAAAAGACUCAAUCAUUUAGUAAAUGGAUUAUUCAGGAUAAUCAAUAUACAAGUGCGAUAUCGUGCAUGGACAGCUACAAAAUGGUUCAAAUUGAGCAUAAAAAUGUAAUUGUCGGUCGACAAGAUGGCAAUAUUGAAGUGUACGCAAUAGAUUUGAGUGACAAAGAAGCAUCAGUAUUGCUGUAUACUACGAAUUGCAACGAAAGUGUAACCUCGCUUUGUUGCGGCAUUAUUGGCGAGGCCAAUUACGAUGAGAUUCUUGUAGCGACAUACACGGGAAGAAUUUUUGGACUUACAACUCAAUCUGUAGAGCGUAACCUUAAUACAGAUUCAAAGAAUUAUUAUUUUACAACCGAAUCUGUCCAGAGAAUCAGUAAACUUAAGAAUGAAAUUGAAGAAUUACAAAUAAAAGUCACUAAGGAACGUGAAAAAUAUCAAGCAUCCACCCAUUCAUACAUGGAGGAAAUGUCCGCAAUUCCACUGUUAUCUAUUAAAGAUUCUAUGGUGCAGUCGAAACAAGACGCUUCUUACGUUCUCACCCUAGAAGUUCCCACAGCAAUCGACAAUGUUCUGUUACAAAGUAACGUUCCUGUGGACUUGCUUGAUGUGGAAAAGAAUUCUGCAGUUGUUAGCUUUAGUGAAGCGGAACCACAUAAUGGGAAUUUUCUAUUGGCUACUUAUCGCUGUCAAAUUAACACGAAUAGGUUGGAGUUAAAAAUUAGAACAAUUGAAGGGCAGUAUGGCACCUUGCAAGCUUAUGUGACCCCAAUCAUUCAGCCGAAGUGUUGUCAAGUUCGCCUUUUCGAAAUUAAACCCUUAUCAAUGCAUUUUAGAGUGCAUUCAAUUGAAAAGAAGAGGCCUUUUAAUUUGUUAACAAUAAAAGGUCCGUUCAGUUUGGCGGAGAUACAUUCAUGGGUCUUUCAGUGUGUACCUGAAGUUCCAGAAAAACCUCAAUUUAUUGAUGCGACAGUUUUGUUUUUUGAAUCUACAUUUCUAGGAACUCAUCUCGAGUGCAACUUUCAAAAAGGCGAGGCUAAGUUUGCAUCUGAUAACAUUUCAACGAUUUCGAUUAUUAGGGAGUUUUUGACCAAGGAAGCAACGAAAAAGAAAAUAAAAAUUGAUAUUAAUGUGGUUAUCAAUGACGACAGUAUUAAUCACAUAUUAAAACUGAUCGAUCCAAAACUACAAUCCCACGCGAAAUUGUCUAAAGAAAUAUCUCUGCUUGACGCACUACACGAAUUGGGCGUAAACGACACGGAAACUAUAAAAGCGUUAUCAACUGAGUACCAAAACUUACUGGAGAAAGACAAGGAGUUGAGGGCUGAGUUCAGCAAUCAACCGGCCUACUUAGACCGCCUCUAUGGAAUCACCACGGAUUUGUAUAUAGAUUAUUACAAAUUCAAAGGUACGAGCGUUAAGUCGAAAAUUCCCAAGUUGUUGACAAUUUUGGAUAAUUAUAACUAUAAAAAUUUGUUGCUCUUUUUUCGGCCCGAGUUUGAAACUUCAGAUUCAAUAUAGUUUUCAUACCCCACAACCAUGGUGGUAUUUGUUUUUGAUAUGUUAACGUUUACUGUAUUAAAAAAAAACUAUUAAAUUAAACAUUUCAACUUUUUGUUCUUGUCUUUUGGCCUUUUAAAAAUAAAUAAAAUAACC